AUGAAUCUUCUUGACCGAAUAUUGACAUAUACGAUCCUCAUCUGUAUUCAUGUCUUUGGGUGCCGCGCAUUUGAUGCGAAUAGAAAUGUCUUGGAGCUUAAUGACUCGAAUAUUCCACAAAUAUUAGCAUCGGCACGAUAUUCGUUCAUCUACUUUUAUACUGACGGAUGCAAAUUCUGCUCAGAGUUUGAGCCAACUUUUCAGUACUUAAGUUUAUUAUACAAUAAUGGGACAGAAUUGAAUGAUAAAAAACUACAAAUAAUCAAAACGAAUGGUAGAUUGAAUAAAAGACUUCAAUCUCUAUUCAAAGUAGACAAAUUUCCAACAUUAAAGAUGUUGAACUUUAAAACAAAGGAGAUAUUGACUUUUGAAGCAAAAGACAGGGCACCUGAUACAUUAAUUGAGUUCGUGCAGAACAUAGUUCCCGAUGUGACACCAAAUUAUGACAAUUUCGUCACCGAUGUACUUUACCUCCAUGAUUCCAAUUUUGAUCAAGAGAUUAAAAACAGACAUGUAUUGGUUGUAUUCACAAUGAAAUAUUUGGAUGAAUGGAGUGAUUAUGAGUAUCCUUAUCAUUUCUAUCAAGCGCUAGCUUCAUCCAUGUCAGGUCUGAAAACUUCUUUUGCAUUAGUAGCGGCCUCGGAGCCUUCAGGUUUCAAGAUGGUACGUGACUAUGGAAUCACAAACUUUCCUUCCAUGAUAUACUUCUCACCGGAUGGGUCUUUCAAAACUUAUAGAAUAAAUCCGCAAAAUCAUCAUAUUAAAAACAAGUUGGUUCUUUCUGACAUUGAAUCUUUCCUAAAUGGAACUGAAGGAAGUAGAUGGUAUAAAAGCAUAACAGAAUUAGAUGAGGACCGCGAAGAAUCUUUACUAAGUGAGGACAUAUCUGUCCUCGUGCCUGGUUUUAACUUUAAUGGCUUCGGAAAGAUCCUGCUUGGUGAUAUUGAGCAAGAUUAUGCGUAUUUGCUAAACGAGAUUCAUAUUUAG
Molecule: messenger RNA, 987 nt
Organism: Priceomyces carsonii
Lineage: Eukaryota; Fungi; Ascomycota; Pichiomycetes; Serinales; Debaryomycetaceae
Exons: 1
Coding region: 1-987 (328 amino acids)
Biological process (GO): response to endoplasmic reticulum stress
Cellular component (GO): endoplasmic reticulum lumen
Molecular function (GO): protein-disulfide reductase activity
Source: RefSeq, a predicted model, not a curated record